Messenger RNA from Glossina fuscipes, 2610 nucleotides. RefSeq lists its product as uncharacterized. The transcript is spliced from 7 exons. Lineage: Eukaryota; Metazoa; Arthropoda; Insecta; Diptera; Glossinidae. The record is from RefSeq and is a predicted model, not a curated record. The coding region runs from base 386 to 2200 and encodes 604 amino acids.
UUUUGCGCAUUAAAUAAAUAAAAAAUAAUUCUCAUUUUAAUUUUUUAUCUAUGUAAAUUAAUUUUUUUAUUAUCCAUUUUAAAUAAAGUUACGCGAGAAGCUUUAAACGACAGUUACCGCUAAUAAAAACCAUAACGCGUACUGUAUAAAGAUAUUGUUGUACACUGCACUGCCUGCACUCAACAGUAGUAAUAACGGAUAUAAAUUGUUAACGUAAACAAAUUACGGGAAACAAGUUCCGGUUGCAAAGGUUAAAGAAACGUGAAAAUAUUGUUGUAAAUAUAGCAUCAAAAGAGCGAGAGAGAGAGAGAGCAAAAGCAAUAAUAAAAGCAUAAUAAAUAGCAAAAUCCAACAGAAUGGAUGAAGAACGCGACGACGAAAAAAUAUGAAAUUAAAUGGGGCUUUAGAGCCCCACCAAGGAGCCUCCGUUCAAAGAAGCUCCACCGGUGUUGUUGCAAUAGCUAGUAAAUAUCGCGAGCAGCGAUAUCCUUAUCAAAAUGUUGAUGUUGUCAAAGAUGUCAAUUUUACGAGAAAUGCGGUUGGUGUUGAUAAAAUGCAACAACAACAACAGCAACAACAGCAUCAAAGUUGUGCAUCUUACGUAAAAAUUAUUUCCAAAAAGUUGGAAUCAUCAAAAGCAACUUGUAGUGGCAGUAACGAUAAAAGCAACAACAACAACAACAACAAUAAGAAGAAGAAGAAGAAUAACAACAACACUAACAACAACGAGGAGAACAACAGCAACGUAAAUAGGUUUACAAAUAUCGAUUACAAUAGUCACGGGAAUAGAGGAAGAAGAACACAUCAAAAGCAAAUAAAACAACAACAAAUACGAAGAGAAGAGCAGCAAACUUUAAUAGACGUCAAUAUUGAAACGCGUCUACUACACCAGAGCUUAGUAAAAGUUGUAACAUUAGAAGCGUCAAGCAGGUAUUCGCCAUCGCUACAAACUGCUGCUGCUAAGAGAGUCGUUAUUGGGAACAAUUUAGUUCGAAAUCCUGACAGCAGCCAGUUGUCGAUGUUUUUAUGGCAAACAAUCAUUAUUUUGUGGCCGUUCUUAUCGACUUUUGACGUCAGCGCUAAAGUAAUCAAAGUCAUGCGCGCUUCACGCGGAUUUAAUUGCCUUCGUUCGGGAAACAUUUGGCCGAAAAGCGAUAAAAUGUUGACUUUAUGUUUGCUGUACGCAGCAGCUUUCACCCUGCCGCAGUUAGCGGUCGCCAACGAUGACGAUCAUUUCUUUGGCGUGAACAGCUUUAGUAUGGCACCGGAAGCAACGACCACAGAGUUCGACUAUGCCAGCAGAGGGCAAAAAAAAUUUGGUGAUAAAUGUGAAAACACCUUAGAAUGCGGUUUUCCUGGCUCCAUCUGCGACCCGAAGAAAAAAUCUUGUCAAUGUACCGAAGACUUGCCGGUCACCAAUCACAUUGACAAAUGUGGCAAAGAGGCAGCUGUUAACGAAAGCUGUUUCUUUAACGAACAAUGCGAGGCAAAAUACUUUCAAACUGAAUGCCGCGAUGGACGAUGUGUGUGUCGUUUUGAAAUGACACCAUUUUGGUUAAAAGACGGCUCCGUUGAAUGUAAAGGUCGUCAGGACAAGAAGACUCCCGAAGUGUACGUUGACUGGGCGAUGAUUGGUGUACUUAUAGGCAUGGCCUUAAUGUUUAUCAUUAUAUGCGUUGUACUGCGAUUAUUCAGUCAAGCCAGAUGGCAUGAAAAUCGUACAAUAUUUAAUACACCGAAUCCACGUCUGAUGAACGUGUCGUUAUUACGCGAAAGCAAACUAUUACACGGUCAAGAGCGACGCGGCUCUCGAAUGUCGGUGAGGGGACCUUCACGUCAACCCAGUAUGGCUUCGUUGCGUCCUCACUCACCGAACCCGUCGUUAGGUAAGACAGGUUCAAGGUCGAAUAGUAAUAGCAAUGCUUCGGCUACAUCGCUGCGUUCGAAUCGCAGCAAUUCUGUAGCUCCUGGCAUAGUUGUUAAUAAUAGUCAUCACGAGCGAAAAGGCUCAACAUACCAGCCACACCAUCAUACACAUCAUCAUCAUCCACAACAACAACAACAACAACAACAGCAGCAGCAGCAGGAACAAUCGACAACGCCACAUACACAUCAACAGCAAGAACCUUUAAUUACUAACAUCAUUUCAAAUCCGGUAGCGGAAAGCGUGACAGUAGAAAUUAUCGAACCGAAAAAAUAAGUGCACACACGUAGACACAUACACACAAGAACAACUACAACAACAACAACAAUAAUGAUAAUGAUAAUGAUAAUAUGACAAGACACACAUACGUACUAACACCUAUGUGUUAAUAAUACAAAUAAGCUUAGAAAUGAUAAUAAUAAUAAUAAUAAUAAUAAUAAUUAGAAAAGAAGAAGAAAAUCCUUGAUUUAGGAUUUUAAUCUAUAAACAAUUUUCACUUAGUACGUAUGAUGGAUAUGAUGCUUUAAAAACAUACAUACAUACAAGUUAUUAGAAAAAAUAAUUUGAGUUGUUAUCUUUCAUUUUUAUUCAUUUUUUUAAGUAAAAAAAUGCACCUACAUACUUAUUAUAUACUUGCUUUAAAAAAAAACUUAAAAAAAAAAAAAAACCAAAUAUAUUAAAAUAUU